Messenger RNA from Solanum verrucosum, 1635 nucleotides. Its product is annotated as cytochrome P450 86B1-like. The coding region runs from base 10 to 1635 and encodes 541 amino acids. The transcript has 2 exons. Gene Ontology annotation, molecular function: iron ion binding; oxidoreductase activity, acting on paired donors, with incorporation or reduction of molecular oxygen; heme binding. The record is from RefSeq and is a predicted model, not a curated record. NCBI's taxonomy places the organism in Eukaryota, Viridiplantae, Streptophyta, Magnoliopsida, Solanales, Solanaceae.
CUCAACCUCAUGAAUACAUUCACCUCAAUUAACAUGACUUCUUCUUCUUCUUCUUCCUCAUUUGAACAUCUCAGUUUGUUUCUCUUGCCAGAGAUACAAAUCAUGGAAAUAUUCCUCGCACUUGUUGUUUUCAUCGCUAUACAUUCCUUAAGGCAAGCGAAAAAACAAGGACUACCAAACUGGCCACUCGUAGGGAUGUUGCCUUCUUUGAUUUUAGGCCUACGUAAAGACAUGUAUGAGUGGAUUUCUGAUGUUCUCUGCCGCAUGAACGGGACAUUUACAUUCCGAGGUCCAUGGUUUACCAACCUGAACUGUGUGGUCACAUCUGAUCCCCGGAAUCUUGAGUAUCUUCUUAAGACAAACUUCUCAAAUUUCCCAAAAGGAGACUACUUCCGGAGCACUGUCAGAGACCUUCUUGGAGAUGGAAUAUUCAAUGCAGAUUAUGAUAAUUGGCAUAAACAGAGGAAACCAGCUAGCAUUGAAUUCCAUUCUGCUAAGUUUAGGAACAUGACAACAGAUUCAUUGUUGGAGCUUGUUCAUUCUAGGCUCUUACCUGUUUUAGAAGAUUCAAUCAAGCAAUCAAACCCUAUCGAUCUUCAAGAUGUUCUCCUUAGGCUCACAUUCGAUAACGUCUGCAUGAUUGCCUUUGGGGUUGAUCCAGGGUGUCUCCACCCUCACUUACCCCAAAUUCCAUUUGCUAAAGCUUUCGAAUUAGCAACAGAGGCAACCGUUCUACGGUUUGUCACUCCCACGCUUGUAUGGAAAACCAUGAGGUGCCUCGGGUUAGGAACAGAGAAGACACUUAAACAUUCACUGAAAAAAGUGGAUGAAUUUGCUGAUGAAGUAAUCAGAACAAGAAAGAAAGAGAUUUCUAUAGCAGAUAGUAAACAGAGAUCAGAUCUUUUAACAGUGUUUAUGGGGUUAAGAGAUGAAGAAGGAAAGCCGUUUUCCGAUAAGUUCUUAAGAGAUAUAUGUGUGAAUUUCAUUCUAGCUGGAAGAGACACAUCUUCAGUUGCAUUAAGCUGGUUUUUCUGGCUGUUGGAUCGUAAUCCGGAGGUUGAACAAAGGAUUUUAGCUGAGAUUUGUAAGAUUCUGAAUGAAAGGGAGGAUGCUAUUAAUGAAAGUCCAUUGAUUUUCAAGCCAGCAGAGAUCAAGAAAAUGGAUUAUCUACAAGCUGCUCUUUCUGAAGCUCUCAGAUUGUACCCUUCUGUCCCAGUUGAUCACAAAGAGGUUGUUGAAGACGAUGUUUUCCCAGACGGGACAGUAUUGAAGAAGGGAACAAAGGUGGUGUAUGCAAUCUACACAAUGGGAAGAAUGGAAGGUAUAUGGGGUAAAGAUUGCAGAGAAUACAGACCUGAAAGGUGGUUGAGAGAUGGACGGUACAUGAGUGAACCAGCAUACCGCUUCACUGCCUUCAACGGAGGACCUCGCCUUUGCUUAGGCAAAGAUUUUGCUUAUUAUCAAAUGAAAUUCACAGCUGCAUCCAUCCUCUAUCGUUACCAUGUCAAGGUAGUGGAAGGCCAUCCAGUUAUGCCCAAAAUGGCUCUUACUAUGUACCUCAAGUAUGGACUACAAGUCAAACUCUCUAGGCGUGAUCAAUCUCAACUUCCUCUGAACAACAAAUACUUUAUGUAG